Penicillium riverlandense is the source of this 603-nucleotide messenger RNA. RefSeq lists its product as uncharacterized. The transcript has 3 exons. The record is from RefSeq and is a predicted model, not a curated record. Lineage: Eukaryota; Fungi; Ascomycota; Eurotiomycetes; Eurotiales; Aspergillaceae. The coding region runs from base 1 to 603 and encodes 200 amino acids.
AUGCGUUUUGCUCGUCUCUCUAUACUCCGGGCUACGGAAACAGCCCAGUCCCUUCGAACAAGUUCCCUCGCCAGUCGACCUACCCAGCAGCUGGGCCGUCGGCUCUAUUCCAAUGGGAAUGAAUACAAACAGAAUGCAUCCAAGACCGGCUAUUCGCCGUGGACGAUCGGAUCAGUCGCCAUCGGCGGCUCAGCGCUCAUGUAUCUACUCUUCGUGGGUCCGGAGAGGGCAUCUCAUCAGGGCCCUCACGCCCCCGCGGCAGCGGAGACCGUAAAGGAAUCGCCACCCGAGCCGGUGGAGGGCCAACCCAGGGAAGAAAGCAAAGCCACUCAAGUUGCAGCAGAGAAGACAGCGGAGGUAAAAUCGCAGGGUCAGGAGACGAAGCGGACGAAGCCUGAAUUGCAGAAUAUUCCUCCUUCGGAGGUGGAUGAGCCCCAUGCCAGGGGGUCGACCGGUGGAUCGGGAACCAUGUCCGGCAAGCAAGAGGGCCUCUCGAACGCAGAUACGUCGAACCCAUACGUCAACAGCCCCGACAAGAGCAAGAAGAGAGAGGGCGAAACGGAGUCAGCCAAGCUGAAGGGGACGGUUUCGACGCAGAGGUAG